AUGAUGGUGGUGAUGGUGGUGGUGGUGAUGGUGGUGGUGAUGAUGAUGGUGGUGAUGGUGGUGGUGAUGACGUCCUGGACAUAAAACUCCAUCACACAUUGUCUGCGCUACCUGAUUCAUCAUAACAAUUGUCAUUAAUGCCACCUUAUUCAUCAUAACUAUUAUCGUGAAACGACAUUAUUCAUCGUCAUCACACGUUACUUUCAUGGAAAUGUGACCCCGAAUGAUAAUUAUCGAUUCACGUGGGGUGUGGAUGUCACAAAAAAAGGCACCUGCUUGUUUUCCCAAACCCAAGGGCAUAAAAACGGCGGCGUUUGCCUGCGGUAGCACCCAUUCCCUUGCGCUAACACCGAGCCUGACUCGAGACACAUCAUGGCCAGCGUGGGAGUCUCUCCACUCCUGCCCUGCCUUCUCCUCCUCGGCCUGGCCCUGACGAUGCCCCCCCGCUCGCUGGUCCUCUCGCAGGCCCCGUGGAGUGGGGACCACCAGGGCAGCACGCGCUACGACUUCGCAGUGCACGUGGCCGCAGGCAAGCAGGAGUGCUACUUCGUCCCGGCGCGUCCUGGUGGAGAUUUCUUCUUUACCUUUGAGGUGCAGUGGACGUUGGGCUUCCAGCAGGAGAACGCUGUCAGGGCGUUCGUGCGUAGCCCGUCGGGACGUCUCGAGGCGAACCUGGACGAGAGACAACGUGGAACCAUCGAGUUCCAAGUCACGACUGAGGGCGCCUACGAGGUGUGUGUGGACAACUCGGCGGCCCGCUUCGGCAAGAAGCAGGUCUUCCUGGAGUUGGGGAUCUUCUACAAGCUCGAGGCGGAGCAGCGAGAGGCCGAGGCGGCGCAGCGCAACGACUCCCUGGCCGCUAUCGAGUUCACAUCGCGACACGUGCAGAAGAAUAUGUUUGCCACGUGGCGGCAUUACCACAUGAUGCGCGUGCGUCGAGGCAUCGACAUCUACAUGCUGCACGAGACCGUCGCCCUCGUGGACAUGUGGUCCACGCUGCAGAGCAUCGUCGUGAUCGGCGCCGGCGUCACGCAGACGCUCUUGCUCCGAGCGCUCUUCCGAACGCCCCAGGGGACGCCUCGCUGCUAACUCACAAUUCUCUUGGGACGGGAAGGAGGAACAGGCGGGUACAAAAACAUAGCUCCUCGCUGUGCCGCCCGAUGGAAGAGUGGGACAUUAGGGAUCAUUGAAGUUGUGCCAUGUAAUUGUUUAAUUUACCUGUAGUUGUUGCUUACAUUAGUCGGAAUUAAAAUGUAGUUUUUUUUAUAAAGUAAGCAUUUUUAAAUAUUCCCGUUUAUCGUAUAAUUUCCUCUUUUGUAGCAAAUAUCCUGCAAUGUAGGCAUUUAUGGUGAAUAACGCGGCGAUGAAUAUCAAUAAAGACAA
Lethenteron reissneri (Far Eastern brook lamprey) is the source of this 1383-nucleotide messenger RNA. RefSeq names its product transmembrane p24 trafficking protein 6 (gene TMED6). Lineage: Eukaryota; Metazoa; Chordata; Hyperoartia; Petromyzontiformes; Petromyzontidae. The record is from RefSeq and is a predicted model, not a curated record.